Messenger RNA from Aspergillus bombycis, 1824 nucleotides. RefSeq names its product putative siderochrome-iron transporter (gene sit2). NCBI's taxonomy places the organism in Eukaryota, Fungi, Ascomycota, Eurotiomycetes, Eurotiales, Aspergillaceae. The record is from RefSeq and is a predicted model, not a curated record. Gene Ontology annotation, biological process: transmembrane transport. The coding region runs from base 1 to 1824 and encodes 607 amino acids. Gene Ontology annotation, molecular function: transmembrane transporter activity. The transcript has 3 exons.
AUGGGUUUCAUGGAGAAAUUCACUGGUGCUACACCAGCUGCAGACACCGGAGAUACCGAAGCUCAUAGGCCGAAGAAUGCAGCGGAAGCAUCCGGAAACCAGAUCCUCUCCGUUGAGACUGACAGUUCCCGGUUGAGCCUUGAAGCGCGCAACGAGAAGGAGGCCCAGGAACAUCCCGAUCAGGUCACGCGAGAUGCGUAUCUCGGUCAGCAGAGAGCCGAAGCUGCUGCCCUUAUUUGGAGUAAGAAGGUAGUCCUUGCUACCUACGGCUGGAUUUGGGUGUGUUUCUUUAUGAUGGCGCUUCAGUCAGCUCUCAGCAGCACCAUUAUGUUAGCCGCUUAUUCCAGUUUCUCGUCCGCCCCGCAAGUCGCUACGUCCAACAUUUUGUAUAGUAUCAUCGGGGGCGUCCUGAAGCUGCCCAUUGCUAGAAUGCUUAACGUUUGGGGCCGUGCAGAAGGUUUACUCGUCUUCGUCGGAGUCUACACCUUAGGCCUGAUCAUCCUUGCGUCAUGCAAUGGACCUAAUUCCUUCGCCGCCGGCCAAGUGUUCUUUUGGGUCGGGUACAACUCUGUUUACUAUAUUCUCGACGUCUACAUUGCCGAUACCUCUGGCCUGAAGAACAGAGCCUUUGCUUUUGCUUUUGCCAGCACGCCUUUCAUCUGUACUGCCUUCACAGCACCUUUGGCUGGCCAGUCUUUUGUCCGCCACACCGGCUGGCGCUGGGGUUAUGGUGUGUUCGCUAUCGUGGUUCCCGCCACCAUCUCUCCCCUUGCUGUAGUUUUCAAAUACUAUGAGCGAAAGGCCAUCAAGGCGGGUGUUUUCAAACGGGAGCCUAGUGGCCGGAGUGUUGUGCAAUCUAUUGUACAUUAUUUUCAUGAAUUUGAUGUUAUUGGUGGACUCCUCCUGAUGGCCGCUUGGAUCCUUUUGCUGCUGCCAUUCAGCCUGGCAACCUACGGUCGGGCCCAAUACAAAUCCGCAACUUUCAUCGCCGAAAUUGUCGUCGGAUUCUGUCUACUUUUUGUUUUCGCCGCGUGGGAGAAGUGGGGUGCUCGUUCCCAUUUUGUCAGCUACGAGCUGCUCAAGACGCGUACCGUUUUAGGGGCCUGCGGUAUGGCUGCUAUUUCUUUCUUCAGCUUCUACUGCUGGGAUCAAUACUUCAUGAAUUUCUGCAUUGUCGUGUACAACCUCAGCGAGUCCAUGGGAGGUUACAUGGCACAGAUCUACAACGUUGGCUCCACCUUCUGGGGUGUUGCAUUCGGUUUGUGGGUUAGGUGGACCAAACACUUCAAGUACGCUUGUCUGUUCUUCGCGCUUCCCCUCAUGAUCCUGGGUGCCGGUUUGAUGAUUCACUUCCGUGGGGAGGGUGGUGGUGAUAUUGGCUAUGUGAUCAUGUGCCAGAUAUUCAUCGCUUUCGGUGGUGGCUCUAUUGUCCUUGGUAACGAAAUGGCUGUCAUGGCCUCCGCUGACCGUGAAGGUGUACCCAUGAUGCUGGCAAUACUGGGUCUGUUCAACAGCUUGGGUGGUGCCAUUGGCUAUGCCGUGGCCGCAGCUAUCUUCAACAACACCUGGCUCGAUGCUCUCCAGAGCCGUUUACCAAGCGAUAUGCAGUCGCAGGCCAACCAAAUUUACAUUGAUGGUUAUACAGUCCAGGUCAAGUACGCCAUGGGAAGUCCAACCCGUGAUGCCAUUAACUACGCAUGGGGUCGUUCUCAAAUGUACGGAUCAAUUGCCGCCACAUGUCUGCUUGCUCUAGGAAUUCCGUGCAUCGCCAUCUGGAAGAACUACAAUGUCGACAAGAAGCAGAACAAGGGUACUGUUCUUUAA